AUGAUAGGGUCGCAAGGGACGCCAACACGAAUAUUUCUAGAAACGAAUAGAAGAAGAAAGAAAAUAAUAGCAAUGAUAUCAACAACAACAACAAAACUCGUUUCCGGUUACAAAACGUCGACGGAGCAACCGUGUUGGUCUGAUUUCGUCGAGAUCCGGUGGAGGGGGUGGGACCCGUUUGACGAAAACAAACUCGCGCACGGACUUUCACCGGCAGAUCGCGCUAAGCGUACGCCAGACCCAGAGGGCGCGUGCACCCUCGCCCCGAAAGAAAAGUGA
This is a messenger RNA of Macrosiphum euphorbiae (potato aphid), 279 nucleotides long. NCBI's taxonomy places the organism in Eukaryota, Metazoa, Arthropoda, Insecta, Hemiptera, Aphididae. The record is from the annotation of a GenBank genome assembly.